AUGUGCGGGCGCUAUGUGUUGGCCUUGAGGCCUUCGGAAAUACGGCACCAGCUCCAGGACGCCCAGAUGCCAGUUGACGACGCUCCAGAGGACAGUGAAGUUAGACAUACCUACAACUUCGCACCAGGAAAUCAUGGAAUCGUGUACAGAGCUGAUGCACCUGGCUUUGGGGGCGCAAGAGAUACCAGUGACAAGGAUGCUCUUGAUUCCCUUACAGCACAAGAGACCCCGCUAGACGACAAUCAAGUCAAGCACGAGUCAGAGAGUCAUGACACCAAGUACAAGCUGCAGGCCAUGAAAUGGGGUCUCAUCCCGUUCUGGACAAAGCGCAACCCGGACUAUGGCUCGAUGCUGAAGACUAUCAAUUGUCGAGACGACUCACUCAUCGAAGACCGGGGCAUGUGGACGUCCAUGAAGAAGAAGAAGCGCUGCAUUGUGGUCAUACAGGGCUUCUACGAAUGGCUGAAGAAGAACAAUGGCAAGGAGCGUAUCCCACACUUUGUCAAACGAAAGGAUGGCCAGUUGAUGUGCCUCGCGGGAUUGUGGGACUGCGUCAAAUACGAAGACUCGGAGGAGAAGCUCUAUAGCUACACUAUCAUCACUACAGAUUCGAACAAGCAGCUCAAUUUCCUGCACGACCGCAUGCCGGUGAUACUGGACAACGGCUCUGAUGCCAUCCGGACCUGGUUGGACCCUGCUCGCACCGAGUGGAGCAAGGACCUUCAAUCGCUUCUGAAGCCCUACAGCGGUGAGCUAGAAUGCUAUCCAGUCAGCAAAGACGUCGGCAAGGUGGGCAACAACUCGCCGCAGUUUGUGGUCCCAAUCAAUAGCGCCGAGAAUAGGAGUAAUAUUGCCAACUUCUUUGGAAAUCAAAAGAAGCUGGCUAAGGGCAAGGGAGAGCAGAAAUUGGUGCAAAAGACGGAAGAUGAUUUGACGGAGAAGGGAAUCAAGGUCGAACACGACGUCAGUGAGACUCGUGAGACUGAUUACCAGCAUGAUGGUACCGAAGACAAUGCCCCAUUGCCCACCGAAAGCCGAAGAGGAGUCAAGCGUGAGCAUAGGGAGACAGACGAUGAUGGUGGCACAGCAGACAGCCCAGCCCAACAGAAGCAGAAGCUGUCCGCGGAGCCCUCGAGUCAAUCUCCGAAGAAAACGCCCUCCAAACCGACGAGGAACACUAGGAGCGCAACGAGUAAUGGCACUGCGGCGAAGGCGAGUCCGAAGAAAAAGGCCGGGGAUGGCAGUCAGAAAAUCACGGCGUUCUUCGGAAAGUGA
Mytilinidion resinicola is the source of this 1275-nucleotide messenger RNA. Its product is annotated as DUF159-domain-containing protein. Gene Ontology annotation, molecular function: single-stranded DNA binding. The transcript is spliced from 4 exons. Gene Ontology annotation, biological process: DNA damage response. Lineage: Eukaryota; Fungi; Ascomycota; Dothideomycetes; Mytilinidiales; Mytilinidiaceae. The coding region runs from base 1 to 1275 and encodes 424 amino acids. The record is from RefSeq and is a predicted model, not a curated record.